Molecule: messenger RNA, 1749 nt
Organism: Triticum turgidum subsp. durum (durum wheat)
Lineage: Eukaryota; Viridiplantae; Streptophyta; Magnoliopsida; Poales; Poaceae
Source: the annotation of a GenBank genome assembly
AUGUCUGGAGCGGCCGCGCUGCGGAGAUCCGGCAGCAACAGCCUCUCCGCCCUGCUGCGCGCCGAGGACGACGACCCCGGCGCCCUGGCCGCCACCAAGCGGCGUGACGGAGGGGGGCGCCGAGGGAGGUCCGGCGGGAGGAGGAGCUGCCUCCGCCUGCCCCUCGGCGGCGCCGGCGGGUGCCGCGUCUGCGCCUGCGACGAGGUCGACCCCGCCCCGCGCCGGCGCGCGCCAGCGGACGGGGACGGGGACGGCGAGGCGGAGGCGGGCGGGGAGGAGCAGCGCGUCCCCGCCGCGCUCCAGUGCUUCUCGUGGAAGAAGGGCCCCGCGGCCGUCGCGCGCAUCGGCCGGGCAUUGCGGGUCGAGGAUGAUGCGGUGGCGGAGGAUGCGGCGCCGUCCCUCACGGCGCUCCCGGACGACGUGCUGGAGAUGGUGCUCAGCCGCCUGCCGCUGGCCUCGCUCCUUGCCGCGCGCUGCGUCUGCAGGCGGUGGAGGGACCUCACGGUCGCGCCGCAGCUGCUGCGGCUGCGCCGAGAGGGGCCGCGCGCGGCCACGACGCCGUGGCUUUUCCUGUUCGGGGUCGAGGCGGACGGUGGCUGGGGCGCGUCCGCUGCCGCCACGGCCGUGCACGCGCUCGACGUGGCCGCGCACCGGUGGCGCCGGGUCGGGGCGGCCCCGCUCAAAGGUAGGUUCUUGUUCUCCGUCGCCGGCGUCGGGGACGAGCUCUACGCUGUUGGCGGCCGCUCCGGGGGGUCGAGUGCUGGCUCCGUCAAGACCAAGACCCACAAGGGAGUUAUGGUGUUCAGCCCUCUCACCGGCGCAUGGCGGAAGACCUCCCCGAUGCGGGCGGCGCGGUCACGGCCGGUGCUGGGGGUGUUCGUGAUGUCUGCCAGUCGCAGCAUUGUCCACGCCCGCGCUGAGAAGCAUGUCCGGCGUGCCAACGCCGGCGCCAAGUUCCGGCUGGGAGGCACCUCCGCCGUGUACGAGGACCCGCACCGGCUCUCGCUCCGGCGGCUCCGUCUCAGGGAUGUACUGAACGAGGACACUGAUUCCACUGUCCCAGCUCACGGUCACGGCAAGGCUUCCAGGCAACAGAAGCAGCCAGCUCAGGCAAGGCAAGCUCUCAUCGCUGUGGGUGGCCGAGGGCCAUGGGACGAGCCCCUCGUGUCCGGCGAGAUAUACGAUCCGGUGACCGACAAAUGGGUCGAGAUCGCUGGGUUCCCCACCGACGUCGGCUUGGCAUGUUCCGGUGCCGUCUGCGGCGACAUGUUCUACGUCUACUGCGAGUCCGACACGGUCGUCGCCUACCAUCUCGACGCCUGCUCAUGGUCCGUCGUCCAGACGUCCCGGCCACCGCCGCGGCUCCGAGACUACACGCCGGCGCUGGUCUGCUGCGCGUCCCGGCUGUUCAUGCUCUGCGUCUCAUGGUGUGACCCGGCGAACCGCAGAGACAAGGUGGUGCGGAAGGUGUUCGAGCUGAACCUCGGCUCGACACCGCUGCUCCACUGGACUGAGGCGUCCGCGCACCCCGACGCGCCCAUGGAUUCCAACGCGGUGUUCGCCGCCGGCCAGGACAGGAUCUACGCCGUGGAGAUGUUCAGGAUCUUCGGCAAGGUCCUGGACUUCGCGACGGCGUGCCGGGUCUCCGGCGGCGAGCAGAGCUGGAGCCGCAUCGCCCGGGAGAACGCGGCGGCGGAGGCCGACGCCAUGUCCUGCCGGCUGAAGUCCAUGGCCGUGCUGCUCCUCUGA